AUGAUGGCCGCGCGUUCCGACGUAGAGCCGUGCACCCUAAAUGUGCACGCGGCGGCCGCGGAGCGUGGCUUCCAGGAAGCGCGAGGCGGCCGAGGGCGCGCCGCCCGUGGAAUAUUGAUCAGGCCCGCGCUAAUAAUAGUUGGCAACGCGGGCCGCCCGACCCUCGCGCGUCCCUUCCGGCGGAGGCUUUACGUCACCAAAGUAACGGCACGGCUGCCCUGCGUGCGCACGCCAUUGAUAUUCGCCGCGGAUGCCCCGCUAAUCGGCGGCUUUACGACGGCCGUAAACGUCGCCGGCGCUAGCUUUCCUCGUAAUAAAAUCCGCGCCGCGACUCCACCCCAACGAAGACUUGCCGAAGAGUGCCGCAAUAAAGCACUCGGCCCUAAUGCACGCCCUCUGGGCCUU
Molecule: messenger RNA, 405 nt
Organism: Iphiclides podalirius (scarce swallowtail)
Lineage: Eukaryota; Metazoa; Arthropoda; Insecta; Lepidoptera; Papilionidae
Source: the annotation of a GenBank genome assembly